AUGGAACACGAGAAAAGGGAAGAUGAAUUUUUUUGGAGAAAUCACAAUUACAAGUGCAAAGUGUUGGGCAAAUUUCCGUAUGUGGAUGGGGAUGCGUUCGAUGGGAGAGCGUUGGAUAGGAAGUUCCUCAGGAUUCGUGUAAUUUUGGACAUUACAAAACCUUUGCUUUGUGGGUUUUGGGUUAGGCGUAGGAGGCUCAGUGAUAUUUGGGUUGAGUUCAAGUAUGAAAAGUUGGGUAUUUUCUGCUACAAAUGUGGCCGGAUUGGGAACCAUUACAGAAGCUGCCAAUUCCCCGCUAAAAAGGGUAAAUUUGGACCCUGGUUACAGGCCGAGCCACCGAGUGAUUCUCUGGCUGUCGCUUCCCUUUCCUCUUCCUCUUAUGUCCCCGGAAGAGCAACCGUGGUGGCGGCGGCAAGGGACACAAAUGCAUGCACUACUUUGAUCACAGUUCCUUCAAGUUCAGAACCAGAAGAAGACAUUCAUCAAGAGAUGGAGUCUGAACACAUGUACCAUGGCAGUUAUGCAGAUAUUUCAGCAAGGAAUCUCAAGCAAAAGUUGAUUGUGAACAGUCUAGAUUCGCUGGUCAUGGUAGCAAAUUGUGCUAUGAUCUCUUCCCGCCUGGCUGAUGCAAGUGCAUACGACUGGAGGUUGCUUAUGGUGAUGGCGGCCUAUUUCACAUAUCUGGUGCUGAAGCUGAUUCGCAUAACUCAGAGGUCGUGGCUGCUAAAAGCAUUCAACCCCCGUCAGCCACCUAAUCAAGAGCAGAAUCUGAUGGCUCUCAUGGAAAUCUUGAUUUUGGUUGUGUUUUUUGCGAUGCUGAAAUCCUCAUAAAAUGCUACUAUGAACUUUCUGUUUAAGCUUAGUAACGGUCUUACUGUCUGUACCCUGUUUUUGACUUUACGUUUGGCUUCUUCUGGUAAAUGAGCUUUUUGCUAACUACGAGUACAAAUGUAUGUUGAGCUUCAACUUCUUUAGAA
This is a messenger RNA of Coffea arabica (coffee), 977 nucleotides long. The record is from RefSeq and is a predicted model, not a curated record. NCBI's taxonomy places the organism in Eukaryota, Viridiplantae, Streptophyta, Magnoliopsida, Gentianales, Rubiaceae.